Molecule: messenger RNA, 10674 nt
Organism: Closterium sp. Yama58-4
Lineage: Eukaryota; Viridiplantae; Streptophyta; Zygnematophyceae; Desmidiales; Closteriaceae
Source: the annotation of a GenBank genome assembly
AUGCUGCCGUACCUGUUCCCCGAUCUGUCCACCUUUGCUACAGUCGCCGAUCUUAUCACCCACCUUCGCACUAGUGAUGCUCGCCUGCGUGCCGCCCUUCCCACCGAGUUCUGCGCUAAGAACCCCCCUCCACUGUACUGGACACUCCACUUCAUAGUCACCCGUCUCCCUGACACCCUCAGCUCAGUUCGAGACCACUUCCUUGCUCGCUGUCCCACUGAGCUCACAGUCACCCUCCUAGAGGAGCAGCUGCUCGCGGCCGAAAAGAGCAUUGUAGCUGUCGGUGCUGCUCGUGGCGCUCCUCGCACCCCCAUCUUUGAGGGGUGUUCUCCCUCUCCCCUCGCUCCCUCCUACGCUGCUGCUGCUGCUGUUGACUUCCUUGGUGCUGAGUCUGUUGGCGCUGCUUCUGCUCCUGGUGGGAGGCGCCGCACCGGCAAGGGCAAGGGGGGCAAGGGUGGUGGUGGUGGUGGCGCUGGGGGGGGAGGAGGUGGGGGAGGUGGGGGGGGAGGCGGUGCUGGAGGGAGCGGUGGCGGGAGCGCUGGUGGGAGUGGGGUCGGUGGUGGAGGCGGGGGCGGCGGAGGAAGCAGUGGCAGUAGUGGCGGCGGCGGCGGUGGCGGCGGCGGUGGUGGCGGUGGUGGCGGUGGCGGGUCGGCGCAGUGGAGUGGUAGUGGUGGCGGCGGAGGUCGGAGUGGAGGCACUGGCUCGGGCCAGAGCUCCCAGCAGCAGCAGCGUCCCCAGACGACCCAGCAGCUUCGUGAGUGGCUUGCUCAGCGUGGGACGUCGGGGGGCAGUGGCCGCUGUUCUUAUGUCAUUCGCACAGGUGACCGCAAGGGACAGACGUGUGGGAGGUUCCACACCCCGUACCGCUGCUUCUCCCGCCUUGACGACGCUUGGCGUGAGGAGAUGGGUGCGGAUGUUGAGCGCCCCCGCUGGGCUGAGCUCAUGAGGGCUGGUGUUGAUGUCUUUGCUCUUGACUAUGAUGCUAUUAUUGCUGCCAUUGCUGUCCCGGCUGUUUUCGAGUCUGCUCUCUCAGGUACAGCACCCACAGAGACUGCUCUCUCAGGUACCGCACCGGCUGAGGCCUGUCACACCUUCACCCUUGACUCAGUCCUUGCCCAGUCCACCACUGUCCUCCCUUGUCCGGCGGUUCCGUCUGGCUCGUUGUCGGGUUUCCACCUCCCCUCGUUCUCGACGAACCUGGUGAGCAACGCUGUCCUCCAGGAUCAGUGGGUUGACACCUUUACCCCUGGAGGACAGCGUGUGGCGAUCUGCACGUGCUCCAGGACCGGCCGUCACCUGGCUACGUUUACCCGUCGGCCGGGGUCGAGUCUCUACACACUGACCACUGCGUCUCCUCAGGUCGCUGCUGUCGGUCAGGUGUCUGCGUCAGGUCUGGUAGCCCACGCCUGUGAGUGUCGUUCCCUGUCGCACCAGACUCUUCUCUGGCACCACCGCCUGGGUCACCCCUCCUUGCCACGCCUUCGUGGCAUGCACCGUCGCCACCUUGUGUCUGGUCUUCCCAGGUCCCUCCCUCCCCUCCCUGCCUCGCCUGCGCCGCCUUGCCUUCCUUGCGUCGAGGGGCGGCAGCGCGCCGCUCCUCACUCCUCCUCGUUCCCCCCGACAGAGGCUCCUCUGCAGACCCUCCACCUGGACGUGUGGGGCCCAGCCCGCGUUCGUGGUCAGGGCGGUGAGCGGUACUUUUUGCUGGUUGUCGACGACUACUCGCGUUACACCACGGUCUUCCCUUUGCGCACCAAGGGUGAGGUCCCUGCUGUUCUGAUCCCUUGGAUCCGCACAGUUCGUCUCCAGCUCCGCCGCCGUUUCCGGACGGAUCUUCCUGUCCUGCGUCUGCACUCUGACAGAGGUGGUGAGUUUUCCUCCGAUCUCUUGAGGACCUUCUGUCAGGCGGAGGGCAUCGAGCAGACCUUCACGCUUCCGGACUCCCCACAGCAGAAUGGGGUUGCUGAGCGCCGCAUUGGCCUGGUCAUGGAGGUCGCUCGUACCUCCUUGGUCCACGCGGCGGCUCCCCAUUUUCUGUGGCCGUUUGCUGUCCGGUACGCCGCGCAUCAGCUCAACCUCUGGCCCCGUGUCUCCUUGCCGGAGACCUCGCCCACACUGCGUUGGACGGGGGAGGUUGGCGAUGCGUCGCGCUUCCGGGUGUGGGGUGCUCGUGCCCUUGUCCGCGAUACGUCCGCGGACAAGCUCUCCUCCCGCACGCUUCCCUGUGUCUUCCUUGGCUUUGUCCCUGACGCGCCUGGCUGGCAGUUUUACCACCCCACCUCGCGCCGGGUCUUCGCCUCUCAGGAUGUCACCUUUGACGAGUCGGUCCCUUUUUACCGUCUCUUCCCCUACCGCACUGCCCCCCUCCCUCCCCCGCCGCUUUUCCUUGCUCCUGGUCCCCCUCCGGUAGACCCCCUUCCCCCUCAGGGUCCUGCUCCUUCAGGUGUCUCUCAGGUAGACCCUCCUCCCGUCGCUGAGCCUGUCGAGGCCUGGGAGUGCGGGAGGGACUGCGGGGUGCUGGAGCUGAGGGUACUGUGCCUGGAGGAGUUGCCGCCUGGGGGUGCUGAGCCUGGGGGUGCUGCGACUGGGGGUGCUGAGCCUGCGGGUACUGAGCCUGCGGGUACUGAGCCUGGGGGUGCUGCUACUGAGCCUACGGAGCCUCGGGUUACUGCGUCUGGGGGUGCUCCGGUUCGGGGUGCUGAGCAGUCUCUCACACCGCAGCAGCUUCGUGACUGGUACGUCCGGCGCUUUCGCCGUCCUAGUGGCUCGGCUGGAGUUGGGGGUGCUGGGGCUGCUCGUCCUGGGGGUGCUCGUACUGGGGGUACUGGAGCUGCCGGGACUGGUUGUUCUGGGAGCACUGCGACUGGAGCUGCUGGAGCUGGGGACUCUGGCGCUGGCGGUGCUAGCGGAGUUGGAGCUGCCGACUCUGGGGGUGGCGCUGCUGCUGGUGCUGCGGACCCGCCUGGUGGAGCUGCUGCUGGAGCUGAGGACCUGAGCGGUGGUGCUGCUGCUGGUGCUGGGGACCCGGACGUUGGAGCUCCUACUGGUCCUGAGGACCCGGCCGCUGGAGUCUCUUCUGCUUCUGGAGACGCUGCGCGGCCGCGACCGUACUUCGUACCGCUCCUUCAGCAGGUUCUUGGGCAGGCUCCUCCUCCUUGUCCUCCUCCCUCCGUAGAGUGUCCUCCGCCUGUCCAGCCGCAGUCACAGUUACCGCCUGCCUCGCCUCUCCUUGCUCCCUCUCCUUAUACUGGUCCCACAGGAGGUCUUACAGAGCGUCGUGAGCCUGAGUCUCGUCCUGCGUCGCCUGUUCGUCCUGCUCGCGCUGGUAGUCGUGUCCAUCGUGAGCGUCCUCCUCCUGUCCCAGGCACUCACUACAUGACUCUGCGUCCCUCUACUGCUCCUCGGCGUGUCCCUCUACCGUCUCCUCCUGCGUCCUCUUUGCCUGCCGUUCCGGACCCUGAGUCUGACCGGUAUCGCGCUGAGCACCCUACAGUCACGCACUACGCUGCUAGCCUUGUUGCUGAGCCUGAGUCUGCGUCUGUCUGUCCUCCGUCCGUCGGGGGUGAGUGUGCUCUUGGCACGGACGUCCUUGAGGACAGGCAGGAGGACCUUGACUCUCUUGCGGCUGCUGUACCUCAUCUCGUGGCCUGGUUGCUUGCCCCUGAGGGAGACCCGGAUGCACUAGACAUCCCCACUCCGCGCACUUACGCAGAGGCGAUCUCGGGUCCCUACUCCUCUCAGUGGCAGACAGCCAUGGACGCAGAGAUGGCAUCCUGGAAGUCCACAGGCACCUACGUCGACGAGGUUCCCCCUCCUGGGGCGAACAUCGUCGAUGGCAUGUGGAUUUUCAGGGUGAAGCGGCCGCCAGGUUCUCCGCCUGUCUUCAAGGCUCGUUACGUUGCUAGAGGCUUCAGUCAGCGUCAGGGGGUCGACUUCUUCCAGACCUUCUCCCCCACCCCGAAGAUGACCACUCUUCGGGUUCUGCUGCACGUUGCUGCUCAGCGUGACUACGAGCUUCACUCUCUUGACUUCAGCACAGCGUUCCUGCAGGGCAGCCUGCACGAGGAGAUCUGGCUGCGCCGCCCACCUGGCUUUACUGGGUCGUUUCCUCCUGGUACCCAGUGGAGCCUCCGCCGGCCAGUCUACGGUCUCCGCCAGGCGCCACAUGAGUGGCACGACACACUGAGGACUACACUUGCGGCUCUUGGGUUCGCGCCGUCUACUGCUGACCCGUCGCUGUUUCUGCGCACAGACACGUCGCUGCCGCCGUUCUACAUUCUAGUGUACGUCGACGACUUGGUCUUUGCUACUGCUGACACUGAGGCACUCGCUCGUGUGAAGUCGGAGCUGCAGAAGAGACACACCUGCACUGACCUGGGUGAACUGCGUAGCUACCUUGGCUUGCAGAUCACCCGGGACAGAGCUCGCCGCACCAUCACCCUGACUCAGUCACACAUGGUGCAGCAGGUCCUUCAGCGCUUCGGCUUCCAGUUCUCCUCACCACAGGCCACACCUCUGGCUACCAGCCACUCGCUCUCAGCUCCACCUUCGGACGAGUCCGUAGAGCCGAGUGGCCCGUACCCAGAGCUUGUAGGCUGCCUCAUGUACCUGAUGACUUGCACGCGACCUGACCUCGCGUACCCUCUUAGCAUCCUUGCUCGUUACGUUGCGCCUGGGAGACACAGGCGAGAGCACUGGGAGGCGGCUAAGAGGGUGCUGCGUUACUUGUGCAGUACAUCAGGCAUGGGGCUGGUGCUUGGAGGACGCGACAGAGUUGUCCUCACUGGUCACUCGGACGCUUCUUGGGUGGACGACCUGGCUACGCAGCGGUCGUCACAGGGUUACACCUUCAGCCUUGGCUCUGGUUCUGUCUCGUGGCGGUCCACCCGCUCUUCCUCUGUUCUCGGCUCUAGUUGUGAGGCUGAGAUCUACGCCACAGCCAUGGCUGCACAGGAGUUACGCUGGCUCACCUACCUGCUGACUGACUUGGGAGAGCGGCCUAGUUCUCCUCCAUUCACUUCCUGGCUCGACGACCUGCAGUUGUAUCUUAUGAGCAAUAGCACGGACCACAUCUCCCUCUAUGACUACGCGUCUGGUGCUGCCGCUGCUCCUGCUGCCACAGCCGAGCUUAGUGUACGUUCACAGUGGCAGACUCGUGACGCUGCAGCUCGCCUGGCUAUUCGCAGUCACCUGCCGUUAGCUGAGCUAGAGCACUUUGGCGACUGCAAAACCGCUAAAGCCCUAUACGACGCUGUCGUUGCUCGCUACUCCUCACCUGCCACAGCCGAGCUUAGCCGUCUCAUGCUGCCUUACCUGUUCCCUGACCUGUCCACCUUUGCUACAGUCGCCGAUCUUAUCACCCACCUUCGCACUAGUGAUGCUCGCCUGCGUGCCGCCCUUCCCACCGAGUUCUGCGCUAAGAACCCCCCUCCCCUGUACUGGGCACUCCACUUCAUAGUCACCCGUCUCCCUGACACCCUCAGCUCAGUGCGCGACUAUUUCCUUGCUCGCUGUCCCACUGAGCUCACUGUCGCCCUCCUAGAGGAGAAGCUGCUAGCAGCCGAGAAGAGCAUUGUAGCUGUAGGUGCUGCUCGCGGCGCUCCUCGCACCCCCAUCUUUGAGGGGUGCUCUCCCUCUCCCCUCGCUCCCUCCUAUGCUACUGCUGCUGCUGUUGACUUCCUUGGUGCUGAGUCUGCUGGCGCUGCUUCUGCUCCUGGUGGGAGGCGCCGCACCGGCAAGGGCAAGGGGGGCAAGGGUGGCGGGGGUGGCGCUGGGGGGGGAGGGGGUGGGGGAGGUGGGGGGGGGGGGGGGAGGCGGUGCUGGAGGGAGCGGUGGCGGGAGUGCCGGUGGGUGUGGGCCGGCGGCGGAGGCGGGGGCGGCGGCGGGAGCAGUGGCGGUGGUGGCAGCGGCGGCAGUGGCGGCGGUGGCGGUAGUGGCGGUGGCGGUGGUGGCGGUCGGAGCGGAGGUAGUGGCGGCGGUGGAGGUCGGAGUGGAGGCACCGGCUCGGGCCAGAGCUCCCAGCAGCAGCAGCGUCCCCAGACGACCCAGCAGCUUCGUGAGUGGCUUGCUCAGCGUGGGACGUCGGGGGGCAGUGGCCGCUGUUCCUAUGUCAUUCGCACAGGUGAUCGCAAGGGGCAGACGUGUGGAAAGUUCCACACUCAGUACCGCUGCUUCUUCCGCCUUGACGACGCUUGGCGUGAGGAGAUGGGCGAGGAUGUUGAGCGCCCUCGCUGGGCUGAGCUGAUGAGGGCUGGUGUUGAUAUCUUUGCUCUUGACUAUGAUGCUAUUAUUGCUGCCAUGUAUGCAUUGACUGUUAGUGCCGAGGGAGACUGUUACUUGUGUGUGCCGCCUGACCCAGGUAUAGGGCCCGCUGCCCUAGUCCUUGCCCAGUCCACCACUGUGCUCCCUUGUCCGGCGGUUCCGUCUGGCUCGUUGACGGGUUUCCACCUCCCCUCGUUCUCGACGAACCUGGUGAGCAACGCUGUCAUCCAGGAUCAGUGGGUUGACACCUUUACCCCUGGAGGACAGCGUGUGGCGAUCUGCACGUGCUCCAGGACCGGCCGUCACCUGGCUACGUUUACUCGUCGGCCGGGGUCGAGUCUCUACACACUGACCACUGCGUCUCCUCAGGUCGCUGCUGUCGGUCAGGUGUCCGCGUCAGGUCUGGUGGCCCACGCCUGUGAGUGUCGUUCCCUGUCGCACCAGACUCUUCUCUGGCACCACCGCCUGGGUCACCCCUCCUUGCCACGCCUCCGUGGCAUGCACCGUCGCCGCCUUGUGUCUGGUCUUCCCAGGUCCCUCCCUCCUCUCCCUUCCUCGCCUGCGCCGCCUUGCCUUCCUUGCGUCGAGGGGCGGCAGCGCGCCGCUCCUCACUCCUCCUCGUUCCCCCUGACAGAGGCUCCUCUGCAGACCCUCCACCUGGACGUGUGGGGCCCAGCCCGCGUUCGUGGCCAGGGCGGUGAGCGGUACUUUUUGCUGGUUGUCGACGACUACUCGCGUUACACCACGGUCUUCCCCUUGCGCACCAAGGGUGAGGUCCCUGCUGUUCUGAUCCCUUGGAUCCGCACAGUUCGUCUCCAGCUCCGCCGCCGUUUCCGGACGGAUCUUCCUGUCCUGCGUCUGCACUCUGACAGAGGUGGUGAGUUUUCCUCCGACCUCUUGAGGACCUUCUGUCAGGCGGAGGGCAUCGAGCAGACCUUCACGCUUCCGGACUCCCCACAGCAGAAUGGGGUUGCUGAGCGCCGCAUUGGCCUGGUCAUGGAGGUCGCUCGUACCUCCUUGGUCCACGCGGCGGCUCCCCAUUUUCUGUGGCCGUUUGCUGUCCGGUACGCCGCGCAUCAGCUCAACCUCUGGCCCCGUGUCUCCUUGCCGGAGACCUCGCCCACACUGCGUUGGACGGGGGAGGUUGGCGAUGCGUCGCGCUUCCGGGUGUGGGGUGCUCGUGCCCUUGUCCGCGAUACGUCCGCGGACAAGCUCUCCUCCCGCACGCUUCCCUGUGUCUUCCUUGGCUUUGUCCCUGACGCGCCUGGCUGGCAGUUUUACCACCCCACCUCGCGCCGGGUCUUCGCCUCUCAGGAUGUCACCUUUGACGAGUCGGUCCCUUUUUACCGUCUCUUCCCCUACCGCACUGCCCCCCUCCCUCCCCCGCCGCUUUUCCUUGCUCCUGGUCCCCCUCCGGUAGACCCCCUUCCCCCUCAGGGUCCUGCUCCUUCAGGUGUCUCUCAGGUAGACCCUCCUCCCGUCGCUGAGCCUGUCGAGGUCACAGGUGACUCAGGUGCUGCUGCAGGUGGUACUGCUGGGAGUGCUGAGCCUGGGGGUGCUGAGCCUGCGGGUGCUGGGCCUGGGGGUGCUGGGACUGCGGGUGCUGGAGCUGAGGGUACUGUGCCUGAGAGUUCGGUGCCACCUGGGGGUGCUGAGCCUGGGGGUGCUGCGACUGGGGGUGCUGAGCCUGCGUGUGCGGAGUCUGGGGGUACUGAGUCUGGGGGUGCUGAGCCUGCGGGUACUGAGCCUGCGGGUACUGAGCCUGGGGGUGCUCCGGUUCGGGGUGCUGAGCAGUCUCUCACACCGCAGCAGCUUCGUGACUGGUACGUCCGGCGCUUUCGCCGUCCUAGUGGCUCGGCUGGAGUUGGGGGUGCUGGGGCUGCUCGUCCUGGGGGUGCUCGUACUGGGGGUACUGGAGCUGCCGGGACUGGUUGUUCUGGGAGCACUGCGACUGGAGCUGCUGGAGCUGGGGACUCUGGAGCUGGCGGUGCUAGCGGAGUUGGAGCUGCCGACUCUGGGGGUGGCGCUGCUGCUGGUGCUGCGGACCCGCCUGGUGGAGCUGCUGCUGGAGCUGAGGACCUGAGCGGUGGCGCUGCUGCUGGUGCUGGGGACCCGGACGUUGGAGCUCCUACUGGUGCUGAGGACCCGGCCGCUGGAGUCUCUUCUGCUUCUGGAGACGCUGCGCGGCCGCGACCGUACUUCGUACCGCUCCUUCAGCAGGUUCUUGGGCAGGCUCCUCCUCCUUGUCCUCCUCCCUCCGUAGAGUGUCCUCCGCCUGUCCAGCCGCAGUCACAGUUACCGCCUGCCUCGCCUCUCCCUGCUCCCUCUCCUUAUACUGGUCCCACAGGAGGUCUUACAGAGCGUCGUGAGCCUGAGUCUCGUCCUGCGUCGCCUGUUCGUCCUGCUCGCGCUGGUAGUCGUGUCCGUCGUGAGCGUCCUCCUCCUGUCCCAGGCACUCACUACAUGACUCUGCGUCCCUCUACUGCUCCUCGACGUGUCCCUCUACCGUCUCCUCCUGCGUCCUCUUUGCCUGCCGUUCCGGACCCUGAGUCUGACCGGUAUCGCGCUGAGCACCCUACAGUCACGCGUCUCCUAGCUACUGUUGUCACUGACCCUACCUUUGAGUCCUCGGCUGCGUCUGCUCUGGUCGCUGAGUUGGUUGACUUUGCUGCUGCCUGUCGUCUAGACUACGCUGCUAGCCUUGUUGCUGAGCCUGAGUCUGCGUCUGUCUGUCCUCCGUCCGUCGGGGAGGCGAUCUCGGGUCCCUACUCCUCUCAGUGGCAGACAGCCAUGGACGCAGAGAUGGCAUCCUGGAAGUCCACAGGCACCUACGUCGACGAGGUUCCCCCUCCUGGGGCGAACAUCGUCGAUGGCAUGUGGAUUUUCAGGGUGAAGCGGCCGCCAGGUUCUCCGCCUGUCUUCAAGGCUCGUUACGUUGCUAGAGGCUUCAGUCAGCGUCAGGGGGUCGACUUCUUCCAGACCUUCUCCCCCACCCCGAAGAUGACCACUCUUCGGGUUCUGCUGCACGUUGCUGCUCAGCGUGACUACGAGCUUCACUCUCUUGACUUCAGCACAGCGUUCCUGCAGGGCAGCCUGCACGAGGAGAUCUGGCUGCGCCGCCCACCUGGCUUUACUGGGUCGUUUCCUCCUGGUACCCAGUGGAGCCUCCGCCGGCCAGUCUACGGUCUCCGCCAGGCGCCACGAGAGUGGCACGACACACUGAGGACUACACUUGCGGCUCUUGGGUUCGCGCCGUCUACUGCUGACCCGUCGCUGUUCCUGCGCACAGACACGUCGCUGCCGCCGUUCUACAUUCUAGUGUACGUCGACGACUUGGUCUUUGCUACUGCUGACACUGAGGCACUCGCUCGUGUGAAGUCGGAGCUGCAGAAGAGACACACCUGCACUGACCUGGGUGAACUGCGUAGCUACCUUGGCUUGCAGAUCACCCGGGACAGAGCUCGCCGCACCAUCACCCUGACUCAGUCACACAUGGUGCAGCAGGUCCUUCAGCGCUUCGGCUUCCAGUUCUCCUCACCACAGGCCACACCUCUGGCUACCAGCCACUCGCUCUCAGCUCCACCUUCGGACGAGUCCGUAGAGCCGAGUGGCCCGUACCCAGAGCUUGUAGGCUGCCUCAUGUACCUGAUGACUUGCACGCGACCUGACCUCGCGUACCCUCUUAGCAUCCUUGCUCGUUACGUUGCGCCUGGGAGACACAGGCGAGAGCACUGGGAGGCUGCUAAGAGGGUGCUGCGUUACUUGUGCAGUACAUCAGGCAUGGGGCUGGUGCUUGGAGGACGCGACAGAGUUGUCCUCACUGGUCACUCGGACGCUUCUUGGGUGGACGACCUGGCUACGCAGCGGUCGUCACAGGGUUACACCUUCAGCCUUGGCUCUGGUUCUGUCUCGUGGCGGUCCACCCGCUCUUCCUCUGUUCUCGGCUCUAGUUGUGAGGCUGAGAUCUACGCCACAGCCAUGGCUGCACAGGAGUUACGCUGGCUCACCUACCUGCUGACUGACUUGGGAGAGCGGCCUAGUUCUCCUCCAGUUCUGUACGGUGACAACAAGGCGGCUCUUGCCUUGUGUCAGGAGCACAGACUGGAGCACAGGACGAAGCACAUUGCUCUUCGCUACUUUCUUGCUCGAGAGCUUCAGCAGCGCGGUCAGCUUCGGCUUGUGUACGUGGACUCGAAGGCCAACACUGCUGAUAUCUUCACCAAGGCGCUCCUGCCUAGUGAUCAUCAGCGGCACUCAUCAUCGGUCAUCGGUCAUCGGUCACCUGCACUUUCUGCACAUGUGCGAUCCUUCCGCGUUUUGGGGGUGGGAGCGCUCGUUUCGAGCGCUUCUCCUCCGCCGGGUCAUGUGGCUGCGCUUGUCUGGUCCUAUUACCAAGCCAGCAAGGGCGUGUAG